GAAGAGUCGUGCAACGAGAGCAGUUGAUACCAUUUGUCCUUAAAGCAAAUUCUGCGCUGUGUCUGAGUCUGGAGUUUUUCUGUGUGUAUAACUUACGUGGGCAGCAGCAGAAGUCGCACCAUGAGAAUUAAUUGCAACGCGCUCUUACUGGCAUCGCUAGUGACUUGGUCGGGGGUGAUGUGUAGCACGGUGCUGGGCACCACGGAGGGCCAGGAGACACCUCUAGCCCUUCCCGUGGCGGAGCAGACCCAGCCCACCACGGCCAUACAAGGAGAAGUUUGGGAGGAGGACGAUCACGAAGUGCUUAUAAGAAAUGAACGGGGAACCAAGAGCGACGGUUUGUCGUGUCGUUAUGGCAAGAAUCCGUGGACUGAGUGUGACACCAAAACUAAUACGCGUUCAAGAACAUUGACAUUAAAGAAGGGCGACCCAGCAUGCGACCAAACGCGAACCAUUCAGAAGAAGUGUAAAAAAGCAUGUCGGUAUGAAAAGGGAUCCUGGUCGGAAUGUGCAACCGGGCAAAUGACCAGAGCUGAUAAAUUGAAGGCGAGCAGUGAUCCGUCCUGCGAAGCCACGCGGGUCAUCAAGAAGAACUGCAAGCCCGGAAAGUCCAAGGACAAAAGUGCCAAGGAGCAGCGGAAGAACAAAGAUAAAGCUGCUCGCAAAGGACGCGUUUAAGUGAUAUCAAACUCGAUUAAUUUAAAUUCCAGUGUUAUUUUGUUUGACUCCAAUGCAAAUAACUAAAAUUGAUUUUUUUAAUUCAAAACUGAAAAAUCGUAACGACGUCGUUAACUGUCUGCUAUGUAUACCCAAGAGGCAUUUAAAUAAAAUGCACACAUUAAUUAA
Molecule: messenger RNA, 846 nt
Organism: Drosophila teissieri
Lineage: Eukaryota; Metazoa; Arthropoda; Insecta; Diptera; Drosophilidae
Gene: miple1
Exons: 5
Coding region: 121-678 (185 amino acids)
Biological process (GO): mesoderm morphogenesis
Cellular component (GO): extracellular region
Molecular function (GO): heparin binding; growth factor activity
Source: RefSeq, a predicted model, not a curated record